Plenodomus lingam JN3 is the source of this 2913-nucleotide messenger RNA. It is a transcript of the gene CHO2, whose product is annotated as phosphatidylethanolamine N-methyltransferase. Gene Ontology annotation, molecular function: phosphatidylethanolamine N-methyltransferase activity. Gene Ontology annotation, biological process: phosphatidylcholine biosynthetic process. Lineage: Eukaryota; Fungi; Ascomycota; Dothideomycetes; Pleosporales; Leptosphaeriaceae. The record is from RefSeq and is a predicted model, not a curated record.
AUGGCAGACAUGGACAGUGCCGACGGUAGUCAGGUGCGCGAGCGGCCGUCCGCCAAACCGCUGCAUCUGCACAAUUCCAGCGACGCUAAGCAAAAAGUGCUGGAACUGAAUGAUCGACAAGGCCGAGGCCGUAAGAAUAACGAUAAAAAGCGUACCUACGGACGAACGCCAGAUGGUACAGUCUUCAUCGUGCCGCAGACGCACGAUAUGGUGUCUCAGUUGCUUUCGCCCUCGCAGCCCAAGAACUUAUCCGAUCUAGCCAUCCUCGCUGUGCUUGCUAGUCUGAUCUUGACCUUCUUCGUGCUGCCCAAAAGCGCCCGCAAACCCGUCUUCGCAACCGUCUUCCUGUUCUGGCGCGCUGCCUAUAACGGAGGCAUCGGCUGGUUACUAGAUGGACAGUCCAAGCACAACCGCUUGGUGCUUUGGGCCAAGAACUCGCACGUCUUCGAGAAGCCAGAGUCGGGCAAGAACCCACAUCCUGCCAUAUACCACUUUCUCAAGCGAGAAAUGGAGACCAAGAUCCCAACCGACUAUAAGUUCGAUGAAGCACCAAUCGAGUACAAUACAUGGCUAGUCUUCAGGCGAGUAGUAGACCUGAUCCUGAUGUGUGACUUUGUCUCGUACUGCCUCUUCGCCCUGGCCUGCUUCAACCGUCCUCAAGAGAGCGGGCUACUGUGGGCUCUCCGCUGGACAACGGGUGUUGCCCUCUUCCUGUUCAACCUAUGGGUCAAGCUGGACGCCCAUAGAGUUGUGGGAGACUAUGCAUGGUAUUGGGGAGACUUCCACUUCCUUAUUGACCAGGAUCUUACCUUCGAUGGCGUCUUUGAACUCGCACCCCAUCCCAUGUAUUCGGUUGGCUAUGCUGGCUACUAUGGUAUUGCUCUGAUGAUGGCGAGUUACAAAGUCCUUGCAAUUUCCAUCAUCGCACACGCUGCACAAUUUGCCUUCCUCAUCCUCGUUGAGAAUGUCCACAUCGACAAGGUCUACAACCCACCUGCACCACGCCGAACGCGCCACAACUCCGGACAAGUCGCUCCCGAUGAUUUCCCCAAGACCGGCCAGUCUGAUGGUGCAGUGGGCGACAUCGCACCCGCGCAUGACCCCGUGCAACAACCUGCCCCAAUGCACCGUAUUGUAGGACCCCAGAACACUGACUUCCAUCGCCUUAUCGAUGUCACCGUAGCACUUGCCUACUUUUAUUCAUUCUGCUUCGCGGUACUAACGCCCAACACAUGGUUCGUACGCACGUUGUUUCUGAUCAACGCCUUUGUGUGGCGAUUGUGGCACACCCUGGGCUUAGGCUAUAUCUUGGAUCGACAGUCGAAGAAGAAGAAUUGGACGCGUCACUUCAUCAAGUAUGGAGAUAGCAAGGAGGAGGCUUGGCGUCAGUGGAAGUAUCUCUGUCAUCUCAGUAUGAACAUGUGUUACGCUAGCUUCGUAUCAGCCGCUUGGAAAACAUACACACUGCCACCAGAUUGGUUCUCCGGGCUAACUCUUUUGAGACAUGUCGUUGGUAGUGCAUUGAUCGCACUGCAAAUUUGGGUCGCGUUCAGCAUCUACGACUCUCUCGGUGAGUUUGGCUGGUUCUUUGGUGACUUCUUUUAUGAUCCACCUUCAAGGAAUCUCACCUACUCGGGCAUUUACCGUUUUCUGAACAAUCCUGAGCGCAUUCUUGGUCUUGCUGGCGUAUGGGGCAUGGCGCUCAUCACAUGGAACGCACCCAUGUUUUACCAUGCGGCUACAGCACACAUGCUCAACCUUCUCUUCUUGCAAUUUGUCGAAGGGCCUCAUAUGAAGAAAUUGUACGGUCAAAAGCUUCGUGAGACUUCUGGGGUUAGUAAAACACUUCGGCAGGCGCUCCCUAGCCCGGUUCGUCAUUGGCAGUCAGCAGCCGACGUCUAUGUCAACUCAGUCAUCGAGAUCAUUGAGAGGUUCCUGGAUGAUGCCAAGCCCCGGUUCGCGCAUAGAAUUGACACUCUCAUCAGCGAUGCUUCGGCCUUGUUGAAGUUGCCCUCGCCACGUAUCCCCGUUUCACUACUCCCAGAAGACUUUGUAGGACUGGAUCCCAAGCAGUACAAGAUUGAGAUCAGCGGCACACUAUCACCUCCCACUGUGGAACAAGAAAAGAACGGCGGCCGCGAAGGCGAGCAGGCCAGGACUCCAGCUGUGCGCACCAGCGAGUUUAAGACUCUCGUGCUCGAGUACGGCGCACCGAUCCGGGUUCGCUGGCAAGCCCCUCUUAAUCACAGCAAAAAAGACUGGAUCGGACUGUACAUGGUGGCCGACAACCAAGCUCGGGAGGUGACGCGUAUAAGCUCAAACGGACGAUGGAUCGCGACCCAUCCCGGGGUUUACGAUUCUACACGGGCCGAGGAUGGAAUCCUUGUGUCUGACAAGCUUGAGCAUGCCAGCCCAUCGGAUGAGGAGGCGAAUGACUAUUACACGGGCGAGGUUGAAUUUCGCGGAGACAAGCUCUGGUGGACGACUGGUGUGUUUGAAUUUAGGUACCACCACGGCGGCAAGCAUCACGUCAUGGCCUUGUCUCAAGCAUUUGAGACUCGCAUCCCUCGAUUUGACGAAGAUGAUGUGGAGGUGGACGGCAACGGUACUGUUCACCAUGCUGUAGCACAGACCCUCUUACCGCUCGUUCAGAAUUGCUUUGAUCGCGACCCAGAGAUUGCGCCCAGCACGGUGGAUGAGAGCUUUGGGAGUUUGGUGGAGAGGGACGGCAAAUUCGCCAAGCGGGUUGUCUUCGCCGUGCAUCAGAUGUUCGGUAUAGAGUUCGCGCCCGAAGUUGUCCAAGCCGACGGCAAUGUGAGAAACCUUGCGUGGCGGAUUUGCAACGCAAAGAAGGUGCUGGCCCCAUAUAGCAUGUCUGCUAGCCGCGGCAGGAACACACCAACGAUGCGCUGA